AUGGCGACAAGUUCCACGUUGUUGACGAAGCUCCAGAAGUGUCAGCGCCGGUUGCUACAAGCUCUGCUGUUUGGCGCGCUCUUGUGGUCACGAGCAGAUCCAGACCGGCGUCGCAAGUAUCUUCCGUGGUUUGCCUGUGGAGCAAGUGGCAUCGUUGGGAUUGUUCUACUGCUCGAGGCUUCUCGCUGCUUCUGCCGGACACCAAUGGAGACUGCCAAACUGCUCGCUCGAACCUGUUGGACGCUGUCCAGUGUAUUGGCACAGUACGUCGCUCGAGGUUUCAAGCCGAAAUUCCCAAAGUGGUCGCUGAGGUUUGAGCUGGUGCGGGGGGCCAUGUGUACGGCGGCGGACAUGUUCGGCGAGCGCAUCGUCGACGACCAACAACCGCCAGUUUUCCGCUGGCACAGCGAAUUGUUCGGGUCUCUUCUCGGCUGGUUUUCACGCCAGCAUCAUGGAUUGAGGCUCGAGCCGGUCGUGAUCAACGGCCUCGAGCAUCUCUGGCUGAAGGCGCCACCGUCGACAGCUGAGUCUCCAAGUCGGAAGCGCUUCGUGGUGCUCUUCUACCACGGAGGGGGCUACGCGGUGCUCAGUCCGAGGAUGUACGUCCCGUUCUGCAGCAACUUACUGGUAGCCAUUAAGCGGGAACUUCAGUCACAGAUGCCUGAAGGGGACUAUGACGUCGAGAUCUUCCUCGCAAACUACCGCAAGGCCCCGGAGCAUCGGUUCCCAGUGCCAGCAGAGGACGCCGUCGCCAUGUACGAGUACUUGCUGCAGCACGAGAAGCUGGAGUCGUCCCAGAUCAUCCUGGUUGGAGACAUUCGCGAUGGCAAGUCGAGCUGGAAGUCGAAGCUACCGCUGCCUCUUGCUGCUGUUGUCGCCUGUCCGCUUGCUGAUCUGACGGAGGAUGAAGAUCGAGUUAAGGGUCAGCACUGCGUGCUCUCCCCCAGCAUCAUCGCAGCCAGCGUUGAGGCAUACCAUCCGACACGCGAAGACCCCAGCACGUGGGCGGAUGCGUCACCAGUGCACUGCAACCUUCGCGGCCUCCCACCCGUCCUCCUGCAGGCAGCCAGCUUGGACUAUUUGUUCGGACGCUCGGAGCGUCUUGCCGCGAAAGCCGAAGCUGACGGCGUCACGAACUGGGAAGUCGACAUCCACGACGGAGUGACGCACGUCUUCAUGGUCUUCCCAGGCUACAUCCUGCCCUACGCGCGCGUAGGCGUCCAGCGGAUGGCGCAGUUCGCAGCCAAACAGUUCCUAAGCGCAGAUGCAAUGACUGAGAACGAACUCAAGGAGAACCACGCCAAAACCUCCGACAAACUUCCAUCGGCAGCGGCCUAA
Phytophthora sojae is the source of this 1338-nucleotide messenger RNA. RefSeq lists its product as hypothetical. The coding region runs from base 1 to 1338 and encodes 445 amino acids. NCBI's taxonomy places the organism in Eukaryota, Oomycota, Peronosporomycetes, Peronosporales, Peronosporaceae. Gene Ontology annotation, molecular function: hydrolase activity. The record is from RefSeq and is a predicted model, not a curated record. The transcript has 2 exons.